CGGUCAAUAACUUCGGACCCCUGCACAAAACGUUUAAGUGACCACAAGUGAUCAAGACGUUCUCCUGUUGUUGUUUACUCCCCUGCGAACUGAACUCGAGUUUUGGAUGCCACGUUAUUUUAGUUGACCGGUUUAAUGACUCGAACUUAAUUUGCGCCCUCGGAGAGAGGAAAGUAGCCAGCAAGAAAUGCAAUCCGAAAAAUAUGCGAAACAACAAGGCAGACAACACCCAACGGCAAAAACUCGGCCUGGAGAGAAGGAGACAGCGGCAGCGACGCGUCUGGGGGCUUACAGCAGUGGGCGAAGUUCUAGCAGCUUUCCAGAAAGAAAAAAACCUAGCCAACAAGUCCGACAAGUUUAUGGCUUAA
Drosophila suzukii is the source of this 368-nucleotide messenger RNA. NCBI's taxonomy places the organism in Eukaryota, Metazoa, Arthropoda, Insecta, Diptera, Drosophilidae. The record is from RefSeq and is a predicted model, not a curated record.